CUCAGAGAUUGUUACAAGAUAAGGAUGCCGCACUUCUAUACAAGGAUUUAGCCAACCAGCUGCAUGAGCAUCUGUUUCAGGAUGUAUUCAAAUACAUGCCUCUGGACUCUACAAGUACUUCAUUACUAAAUCUUGGAUCAGAGCUGAGAACAAUUCUGAAGAUACUGAUAGAUUAUUGGCAUUGGAAUCAUUUAAAAUGUCUCCAUCCAGGCCAAUAUGCUCUAAAUAUAUCUAUUGAUGGAUUGACUCGACCUAAGUUCAUCCUCUACACUGUGUUACAGACUAUUCCGAGUUAUUUAGUGGACAGAGAAGCCCAAACCAGAAAUAUGAUAACGCCUACCAGAGGAGUGCAAAAAGUGAUCCAUUAUGUUGAAUCCUCCAUUCAGUUCCUUCGGGUGUUAAACUUCCUUAAAUUUUUACAAGAGGGAUUGUAUCCAAAUCUGACCACAAGACUUUUGAAACUCAAACCAAAUGUGCCAAAAUCAGGUCAAGCUGUCGAUGGCGGUGCCCUCUCUAGGGAAUUGUUUUGGCAUACCUUAUUGGAACUGGUGACAAUACUAUUGCCCCUGGUUCAAGGCAGUAAAUUGGACAAUUGGAUUCAAGCCAAAUUAGCUCAAGAUAAGCCUGUCCAAACGGAUUCGACAAUUUGCUCCAUUUGUGAUCAAACUCUAAUUAUUCCAUCCUCAUGCUCAACUUGUUCCCACAUCAGCUGCCACUUUUGUCUAUCAACUGCUUUGAGGUCAAAUGAGGUCUAUAACUGUGCUGUGUGCGGUGUAGUGCAGGAUAAGACGUCCCUCAGACAAAUAAAGUUGUAAAUAGUCCAGUCUAAUAACUCAGUGUACAGCAAUUUAACGA
Tigriopus californicus is the source of this 855-nucleotide messenger RNA. It is a transcript of the gene Pex2, whose product is annotated as peroxisome biogenesis factor 2-like. Gene Ontology annotation, molecular function: zinc ion binding. Gene Ontology annotation, biological process: protein import into peroxisome matrix. Lineage: Eukaryota; Metazoa; Arthropoda; Copepoda; Harpacticoida; Harpacticidae. The record is from RefSeq and is a predicted model, not a curated record. Gene Ontology annotation, cellular component: peroxisomal membrane. The coding region runs from base 96 to 815 and encodes 239 amino acids. The transcript is spliced from 6 exons.